Messenger RNA from Humulus lupulus (European hop), 1728 nucleotides. RefSeq lists its product as uncharacterized. The transcript is spliced from 3 exons. NCBI's taxonomy places the organism in Eukaryota, Viridiplantae, Streptophyta, Magnoliopsida, Rosales, Cannabaceae. The record is from RefSeq and is a predicted model, not a curated record. The coding region runs from base 1 to 1728 and encodes 575 amino acids.
AUGGCGAUGAAUAAUUAUCAAUGGCCAAAUGAAAGGGGGCAGCCAAAGAAGGUGACUGGAAUGAUGGAAUUGGAUGCCAUAACCAUGCUUACAGCUCAAGUAGCAGCCUUGACGAAGCAAUUACAAAAGACUACACUCCCAUCUCAAGCUAUGCAAGUUCAAAACUUAUGUGAAGUGUGUGGUACAUCCCAUCAACCAAACCAAUGCCCUGCUAUAGACAUGAAUAAUAUGCCCAUGGAAGAAGUCGAAGCCAUAGGAAAUUACCACAGACAGCCUAAUAAUCCCAAUUCUAUGACCUACAACCCAGCUUGGAAGAACCAUCCCAACUUUUCCUGGUCUAACAACCAAAACACCCUACAACCUUAUCCUCAACCUCAGCCACCAUAUCAACCUACCCAAAAUAGGCCACCUUAUCCACAACAAUAUGCACACCAAAAUCCUCCACCGGGCUAUUAUCAACCACAAAAUAGACCACCUCCCCAAAUGCCAAUGAAACCAGCUGAAGCCCAACCUGAUUGCCAAGCUAUUACUUUGAGGAGUGGAACGAGAUAUGAAGGGUCAAAGAAGAGUCAGUCUGAAGAAGAAGAAAAGAAGUUGGAUGAUAAAAAGGUUACUGAAGACCUUAAGGAAGAAGAGGAGACCCCACCUGUAACUAUUGAGCAUCAUGUGAGAGUUCCAUAUCCACAAAGACUUCGCACGCAUAAUUUGGAUAAGCAGUUUGCAAAGUUUUUAGAGGUGUUCAAGAAGCUACAUAUAAAUAUACCAUUUGCAGAGGCAUUAGACCAGAUGCCUAGUUAUGUAAAGUUUAUGAAGGAGAUUCUCUCGAAUAAGAGAAAGAUGGGUGAUUACGAAAUAGUGGCAUUAACAGAAGAAUGUAGUGCAAUUUUGCAAAGAAAGCUUCCUCAAAAGUUAAGAGAUCCUGGGAGUUUUACCAUUCCAUGCACUAUUGGGGAGUUUGAAUGUAAGCAUGCACUUUGUGAUUUGGGGGCGAGUAUUAAUUUAAUGCCUUUGUCUGUAUUCCGGAGGCUUGGUUUGGGGGAAGCUAGGCCAACUGCAGUAACAUUACAGCUGGCUGAUAGAUCUGUGAAGCAUCCCCGUGCAACUGGGCAAGCAUUGAUUGAUGUGCAAAAGGGAGAGUUGAAGCUGAGAGUUCAAGGGGAGGAAGUAGUAUUUAAUGUGUUCAAGGCUAUGACUUAUCCUAAAGCAAGUGAUAGUUGUUUCUCUGUUGAUGUGGUCGAAGAAGUAGUAGAAAGAAAAAAAUUAAGAGAGGACCCUCUUGAGUUGAGUCUCACAGUUGAUGAUGUAGAUGGUGAGGAGAAUGAAGAGGUGAUGAGUUAUUUAAAGUGGAUAAAAUCAGCUGAGCCGUGGAAGCAUAAGAAAUUUGAAGAAUUGGGUGCAGGACCAAACAGACCAUUACCAUCGAUUCAGAAGCCACCUGUUUUAGAAUUGAAGGUUUUACCGGACCAUCUCCGCUAUGCGUAUCUUGGGGAAAAAGAGACUCUUCCAUUUAUAGUCUCAUCAUUUCUUUCGGAGGUUGAGGAGGAGAAAUUGUUGAGAGUGUUACGAGCUCAUAAAACUGCUAUAGGGUGGACUUUGGCUUAUAUAAGAGGAAUUAGUCCAUUGACAGUCAUGCAUAGAAUUCUUAUGGAAGAUGAGGCGAAACCGACUAUUGACGCUCAGAGAAGGCUUAAUCCAACAAUGAAAGAAGUGGUGAGGAAAGAGAUUUAG